GCUGAGCGGGUAUUUUAGUGUGUAAGCGACGUCCCGGGCGACCGCAUCGCUCGAACGAACCGCUCGGCUCGAGUAAUAAAUCGACUGUGAAUCGCAGUGUGAUGGUGAGCGGUGACCGCUGCGGGUGCGGUGCGUUUUGUCGGCGACUGCUUUGCCGCGCUCGCCCGCCGGAGCCGGAGAGCCCUGAGAAUGUCGAUGAAGACGCGCCGGUUACUUUGUGUCAGUUGGCCGAGGCGCGAGAUGUCAAGUUCAACCAAACCCUCAAGGAUCCGCUGGCGGUCGGGACACAUAUCCUCUGCACCGGUACACCUACUGAGGACUUACCAUGGUUUACAGUUAACAUAGGAUACGGAGACCCAGACAAUGGUACAGGGGAGAUCGCAGUCCACUUCAACGUGCGGGUCCCGCAGUGCUAUGUGGUGCGGAACACGAGGCGACAUAAUAAAUGGGGGAUAGAAGAAACUACUGCAUUUAGAUCAUUUCCUUUCAAAAUGGGCCGUCCGUUCACGAUAGAAGUGAUCGUGGACGAAACGGAAACAUUCUGGGCGGUAGACGGCGAGCACUAUUGCAAUUACGCGCACCGCACGCCGUCGCCCGUCGGAGCGCCCUGGCUGCAGGUCUCCGGGAUAAGGGACGCCACGCUCAAUGUGCAGAAAGCUGAGGUGUACCCGAUGCUGGCACCGCCCCCUGUAGAGGUGCCACUGAGACCUAGUUUAGAUGCGUCGGCUUCGGAAGACGAACCGCUUUGGCGGCCGAACAUCACAGCACUAUUACCCAAGGGAAUCCCACCUGGAUACCAACUAGUCAUACACGGAAGGCUCAGGCCCAUCCUCCACUCGUUCACGCUCAACCUGAUGGACGCGGCGCGCGACUGGCCCGUGCCCAACACGCCCCUGCACGUCAACGUGCGCGCGCAUGACGAGUCACACCGGGAGCGGCAACUAGUCGUGCUCAACUCUUACUUAGGCGCCUGGGGCGACGAGAGACGACAGAGGACUGCUACUCUUGUGCCUGGAACACAGAACACGUUCCGCAUCCUGAACGGGCCGGGCGAGUGGUCAGUGUUCGCCAACGAUGUGCUCAUCGGAGAGUUGGAAAACCGCGCGGCGCCGGCACUAGUCCGCGCCUUUCGAGUGCGCGGGGAUUUAUUCCCUUCCACGAUUUAUUUGUGUCCAUCUUCACACUCGCCUACAACGGAAGACUGGAAGGAUGUGUCUAACUGUUGAUAGUUUCAGACGGGUUGUAUGGUGGCUAUUCUGAAUAUAUGUACUAUCGAACCAACUAAAUCAUGACCCACACCAUAAGCUCAUUUUGCCAAACUGUCCAAAUGUAAGUUGAUCGAAAUUCGCUUGCAGAUAGAGUUUCCUUGGUGACGAACUUGUUAUCAUUAUACAUACUAGAAACUGACAUGUGUGUAGAUAGUGACAAAAUUUAGUUAGUGUUUAAAACGACCUAAGUGCAUUAUAAGCGAUAGACCUUACAGGUUUGAAAGAUUCAAACGAAUUAUCUGUCAAGUUGGUCAUGAAUCAGUUGGUUCGAUACCUCUAUAUAUCAAAAUCUGAAAGGGAAAUUCACGAGUAGGUCAAUAUCAAUACGAUGCUCAUCGGCGGACUUGAACACUGGUGCGGGCCGUACAAAUGCGCGGGGAUAUCUUCCCUUACACGGUUUAUGUGCGCCUUCACACACUACGAAAGACUGGUAGGCUAUUUCUAACUGUUGACAUAUUCAAAUGAGCAGCGAUUAGCAACAAUCGUGCCCCAGCCGUUUACUAUAGUCUAUAAAGCUUCCAACACAAUUAAUAAUACAGUUUGGUGUAACCGAAGUCGAUCUAAUCUACUUAGAUUGAUGGCAAUCGGCCAUAGUCUGCCAGUCUGAGUUUUAAUAUGACUAAGGAGAUAUAAACCUUGAGGUCUAAAGUAAAUUAAAGUGAUAAAUCUGAAAAAGGGGGCUGGGGGGCCACGAUGUACUAUUAUAAAUACAUUCAUUAAAUAUCAGGUAUGAGUCAAAAUCGAAAUGAUCACAUGGUACACGAUAAAGUGCAUAAAAGGAUUGUGCAAAUGAGUGUUAUGUAUUUAUACCUAGUCGUUUGUAAAUUAAAUCUCGAGUUGAUCAGGAUCACAUAUGUACCUACCUACCUAAUAAAUUGUUAUUGUAAAUAUUAAUAUUAUUAAUGACCUAAUAUUUUUUUGUUUAAUUAAGCUUAUGAAUAUGACGUUUGAUAAUGUUUGCAAAGUUUAAAAUAAUGUUAUCUCAUAAUUAUUGGAUAUUUUAACGAGAUUAUCUAUUAGAGAAAUAGUUGGAUGUAGUGUAAUGGAUCUUCCUCAAUUUUGGCUUAGAAGAGAGUAAAUAUUAAAAGGAUUGAAUAAUACAUACCUUUUUUAUGCUGUUUUGUAAAUGUGUUUAUUACACUCAGCCGUCAUAAUUAUAAGAAACACAUGUACAACUUAGUAAGUAUGAGUAAGUAGGUAAUAAAUAUUUAUUUAAUAUUAAAACGCAUUUACUUAUAGUUGCUACUUUCACAGCUUUUGCUCGUGUUAACUCUUUAAUUUGAGUAAUUUUUAUGUUACCUAUAAGGAAUUUAUAUUUAUAUAUUUUAUAUGCGCUUGAGAAGAUAAACAUAGUAAGUAUAUAAGAUGUGCCUAUUUUGCUCCUCACUGUGUAAUUUUGCUCCAACAUUUUUUUGUAUGAGGUUAGGGCCUUAUCACACUUGCGAUUUGCAGGCGCAGCGAGUUCGCCGCGAGUACGCAGUGUGUUCGCCGCGAGUGUGCAGCGAGAUCGCCGCGUCUAUAGUCGAGACGUCAUGCUGUAUUCGUCAGCAAAAUUAAUUUCUAUCCACUUUAGUUUAAGCCGAUAUUUGUAGUAGUAUAUUAUCUACGAAUGUGGGCAGAUGAACAAGCAACAAUAAUAGCACCGUCGGAAGAUUCAAACACUGCUGCAAUGGAUAUCGCGGCGAACACGCUGCACAAUCGUGGCGAACUCGCUACGCACUCGUGGCGAACUCGUUUCGCUUUCAAAUCGCCCGCAAAUCCCAAGUGUGAUAAGGCCCUUAAUGUCACAACCAAAAAACCCAAGAAAUCAUUAUGAUUUCUUUUUUAGUUGCCAUUCCCAAUCCAUCCAGAAGAUUGUG
Messenger RNA from Leguminivora glycinivorella, 3127 nucleotides. Its product is annotated as galectin-4-like. Gene Ontology annotation, molecular function: carbohydrate binding. The transcript is spliced from 7 exons. The record is from RefSeq and is a predicted model, not a curated record. NCBI's taxonomy places the organism in Eukaryota, Metazoa, Arthropoda, Insecta, Lepidoptera, Tortricidae. The coding region runs from base 102 to 1226 and encodes 374 amino acids.